Molecule: messenger RNA, 2058 nt
Organism: Penicillium soppii
Lineage: Eukaryota; Fungi; Ascomycota; Eurotiomycetes; Eurotiales; Aspergillaceae
Product: putative G1/S-specific cyclin Pcl5
Exons: 2
Coding region: 1-2058 (685 amino acids)
Biological process (GO): regulation of cyclin-dependent protein serine/threonine kinase activity
Cellular component (GO): nucleus; cyclin-dependent protein kinase holoenzyme complex
Molecular function (GO): cyclin-dependent protein serine/threonine kinase regulator activity; protein kinase binding
Source: RefSeq, a predicted model, not a curated record
AUGAACUCUACAGCACCUUCGGAUAUGUCAAGGAUGGACGUCUUGGGGUUGAACCUCUCAAACCCAAGUUCACAAUUGACAGCGUCUCAUAACGCUCACCCUUAUGCUUCAUCGAUCUCCUCCUCCGCUUCCUCCUCUUCUUCCUCUGUCUUCUCUCUCGAUUGCGUCUCAUCCAGUGCGAUAUCUUCGACGUCGACCAACCCAGUUGAUGUGAUUUGGGAGAAUGAAGGCAAUGGUCAGGGAAGGAAUACCAAUGGAGCUUAUCCUCAGGCUAUGGCCCAGGGAUCGGCUCCCAAGGUGGACGGUGUAGUGCCAUCCGAGUUGCGAACGCACCCUCGGCGCACUAACAGUUAUGCUUCUAGCGCCCCAAGCGCACGCCCUCCGCCAUGUCUGCUACGGCAGUCGGAACGGAAGGUGAACUUCGUCGAUAACCUCGUCGACACCGCAUCACAGAUCGUUGAGACCAUUUGGCCCCUCUCCGCCGCGGCAUCGCGCAGUGAUGCCGCGACCGGAUCGAAAGGGGUUCUUCCCCUCCGCACCUUUAUCCAGGAAACACUUCGCCGCUCGCGUACUAGUUACAGUACCUUGCAGGUGGCCUUGUAUUAUUUGAUUAAAAUAAAGCCUCACGUCCCUACACAUGACUUCACAAAGGAGCAGCCUCGGGAUCAUUCGCUAUUGCGGGCGAUGCAGUGUGGGCGUCGGAUGUUUCUGGCGGCACUGAUCCUCGCUUCGAAAUAUUUGCAGGACCGCAACUACUCCGCUCGCGCCUGGAGCAAGAUCUCUGGCCUCAACACUCUUGAGAUCAACCAGAAUGAGCUCAUGUUCCUCAAGGCCGUCGGAUGGCGCCUGCAUAUUGACGAGGCGACUUUCCAGCGCUGGACAGAUCUCGUCUUGAAGUUGACCCCUGGUGCCGGUGGCCCCCCGGUCGCUGAAGGUCAGUGCUGGCAGACUGUUCUCCCCAGACUCUCUCCUGAACUGGAAUUUGUAGAGUCCGAGCCUCUGACCCCGGCCUCGGCUAUGGGUGGUACUGAGCUCGAUUUGUCGGAGUCCCCAUCGCCUCGGAGUAUGCCGAGAAACGAGUCGAUCCGCUCCCGGGACCAAACCCCAGCCUGUCCUCGGAGUCUUCCACGGACCUUGGAGCCGACUCCGCGCAUGGACUUCUCCAAUUUGGCUAUGCCCGGUAUCCCGCGGCCUACGAUGCUUCCUACGCCUCAGAUGACCCCCCAGUCACAGGUGGCCUCUACUCCUGCUGUGAGUAUGGCUGCCUACAACCGCCGCCCUUCCAUCUGUACGGCCAUGUCCCAGGCGCAGAAUGCUUGCAUGGCGCGAUCGACCCUCGAUCAGCGCCCGCCUAUGUCUUUCUGCCCCAGGACCCAGUCGUUCGAUGGUUUCCCGGCUGCGGUUCGUCGGUCAUCUUUGGCUCGCUCGAGCUCUUCAGCCUCGUCGCCAGAUUCGAUGGUCUCGGAUGUGUCUACCUUGUCUUCUCGCUCUUCGCGGUCGUCAUCAGUCUCCUCCAACGCCUCGGGCAUCUCUGGCUCAGCUCCUGCUCGCUUGGCCGUCAAGGCGACUUUGCGAUGCACAAGCAACUCACUCAAGGAGUCACGGAAGACUUUGGCUAUUGCCUCUCCAAUCGACGAGAGUUCUCUGGUCGGUGUCUACGGCUCUCCCGAGUAUCCAAGUUCCAUGACAUCUUCCGUCCCAGACCUGUCCAAUUUCACCCUGGACUCCAGCCUGAGCGAAGCUGCUCAAAGUCUCUGCGAACUUUCCGGUGCGACCCCCGAACGGCGCCAGUGCCGGAAACGUGGACGGACUGGUUCCGACGACUUAUUGCUUCAAAACCAUGUGCGUCACCUGAUCAACCUCGGAGCCUCUGGAGACUCUUCCGUGUUGCCUGAUGGACAAUUACCACACUCGUUUAUGUCACAUGUGAACUCUAUUGCACCCAUACGAACUAGUCCAGUCUCCGGACCAGCAGGCAUGAAGCGUGCCUGCUGUGGCAGUGAAGCACGCAAGGUCGCUCUAAAUCCGAGCCUCCGGGUUGCGGAAUACUUGAAUUGA